ACUUCUUAUUUGGUGAGUAUCCAUCCAAUUCUAAAAACGCUUAUCAAGUCCGUUCUAUAAAAUACACGAUAAGAUAGUGUAAAAUAAGGAAUCUAGACCCAUCAUUCCGAAGUAUAGUCCUUAAAGUUCGCAUUUUCUGCAUCCCGAUCCAACAUAUAUGAAAAUCGUUCUUUAUUCGCCUUCACAUAUUGCGGUGCGUCAUAACCCGAUUGUACACGCUCAUACAACUGGCCCUCACGAUCGAACAGGUCCAGCCCAUUCCGAACCCUUCGCACGAUUUCCUGCGGCUCCCGGAACUCCGGCUUGUUGUACUCUGUGUGGGAAAAGCUCUCCAGCUUCUUCGCCAUCUCAGCCACUGUUGAAAAGCAGGAGCUGCAGUGCCAGCUGGCAUUCCACAGAUCAAGUGCGCCGCCACCCAUCCGUAGGUCUUCUGGUUUGAUUGUUUUCUCUGGCCCUUGGUAGAAUGUCGCUUGGGGAUGGUGCCAUUCAUCGCCGACAUGUUGCCAUUGGAAGGAGUAGUAGAAGAAACGGCUGCGGAGGGUGACACGCUCCGGAAAGGCGCAGUUUCUGAGAACGUUCAGGGUAGAUGGCCGGGGAAUUUCGUCGACGUCUGAUACCAGGAUAACAUCAUUGAGUGAAGGCUCCGCAUCACCGACUAAACUGGGAAAGACAGAAUCGAAGAGUCCGUUGCGAAGGAAAGCUUCACGCUCCCAGGUGCUGUUGGAUCCUAAGCUGGAGAUAUCGAGAUUGUGGUAAAGUAUUUGAGAUUGGAAAGGAGCGAAGCGGGUAAAGUUCUCCUUGAAAUGGAGAGGCUUGGGUUUCUGAGUAAAUAUCUUGCGAUGUUGUGCUCGCUCCGGGAAGAUUGAUAGGUCGUACGUGCUGCACAGCGUUUGGGCUUUGGCAAUGGAUAGGAAGCCAUUGUUUGGAGCGCUCCUGGAAUGAAAUCGUAGGUGCCGGUAUGGCGUGCGGUUGACAAGAUCAUACGUCAAGACCAGUAACACUGAUAUGAGUAGGCCCCGCCAUAUUCUAUUCGGUUGCUUAGACAUUCGCGCGCCUCAGUUUGCUGUGGUUCUGAAGUUAUAAAACGAAUCCAGCAUGCUAGGAGAAGUAGCACCGUGUGCUUCAUAGUCUACCGGAGUUGUAAAUCCUUGAAGAUGGCCCCAAGGGAAUGACUUGGACACAACAAGGCAUAAUAUAUUUUCAAACUAUGAAUAAACCGGAUAAUGCACGUUUCUCUACCUCCGUCGUUUCCAAGAUUGACCAACAGCGGAUGCCCAACAGGAGGACAUAGGAGGGGCUCACUCCCUUAGCUGUGAUCAAGGCAUAAUUAUCCCCUUUGCAGAGAUCUCUUUCAAGGCUGCCUAUUAUUUAACAUCUUAUUGCCAAUCUGGACCAUCAAUUGGUCAAGGGUCCCGGACCGCGGGAUUUCAGGUUAGAACAAAGCUGAUAUAGAGGCGGAAAAAGAAAAUAUAGAUAGAAUAGUUAGUUUCCCCAAAUCUCAAGCCAGUCAUCCGCGGCACGCCCCAUAACAUACACACUGGCUACAUCGAAAAAAGAAAUAACAGGAAAGGGAAAAGAGAGAAUGUAAGAGAAGUUACCUAAUAGAAACUUGAGCGGGAGUUGGAGUCGAAACAGUCUCGACUACAUCGGAACAAAUGUUGAUAUGGACGCCAGCCACCUUUCGACCUGCUGCAGAGUGGGAUUGCUGAGGUCAGGAUAUUGAAAUCUGUCAUCUAGCGAACAUGGAUAUUUCCCUCAUUGAUUGAUCUUCGAAGUGGUGCAGAUGGUCCUCCUGGUUGAUGUGCCCUUCCUUCACUAAGCAAAUAUAUACCCACUCCAUCUGUACAAGACAAUAUGGGCGUCAAUGCUGUGUCGCUUUGUCGAUGGACUUUUAAACGAGGCCCCUUCGUCUAUUUAAUAAUUUUCGUGGUGACCAUCUGCGUCUACCUCAAUGUGAAAUCCAUAGCAGUCGGAUUCUCUGAGUGGAAUUCUCAAGUGGACAUGAAGGCCCUGCGGCCUGUUACCACAAUCACAUCAUGUCCUUCUUUGAAACCCAAUCUUAUUCUGAGCGCCGUGGAUGGAGCGAAAAUGUUGGACCAGAUAUUCAUCUUUAUGCAGUCGCUGGAGCUGGCAGUCGGCCACGAUGUGCCAGACCACUCUGCCUGCCUCCCAGUCAAAGUCCUCGUGAAAAUCAUCACUCCUCCCGACGUCGCUCGAACCCCCUCAGACGGCCUCAAAGCUCUGCUUGAAAGGUACCCCUCUCUGGAAUUCGUCGGGGUGCUACCCGAAACGGAUGCACCUAUUGUCAUGAGGCGGUUUCAGGGGUUCGCCAAUUUCGUUGGGGGCGUGCCGACUGCUUGGGACAAGAUACUCGUUUGCGACCUCGACGUGGCAUUCCAGCGCAACCCAUUUAACAUGGAGAUGGGAAGCGGUACUGAACUGCUCUACUUCGCAGAGUGGCGCGGCUUGAAAAUUGGUCAAUGUAAAGUGCAUGUUGGUUGGUUCGAUGCGUGCGCUCGUUCCUAUAUGUCGCAAAACCAAGCGGAGUCUUACAAGUCCCUGGAUCGCCUGUGUGCCGGGUCGACAUACGGUACUGCAAUGGCAAUGGCAGUGUAUUUGCGGACCAUGGCAGCGGAGCUGAUGUGGUCAAAGUAUGAAUGCAAUGAUCAGGCUAUCCACAUCCAUAUAUUCUAUUCAAAGUUACUCGACACCAAGUUGACUCAAGCGGGGCUCGGACACGCAUCCAUGGUGCCGAAUGAAGAGGCGCUCUUUGGCACGGUCGGCACAACACCGAUUGUGAAUAUCAAUGAGUGGGGCGAGGCAUUGAACGAGAGGGGAGACGUUCAAUAUGCCGUGCAUCAGUACAAGACACACCGUCGCCUGUCGGAGAUUAUUUGGAAACGAUACGGCUGGAUAACGGAGGUCACAGGGAAAGCCGUGCAUUCCGUUCCAGAUUUGAUAGAGGAUACAGAAUGGAGUAAAGAAAUGUCGACUGGAAGCGGAAAGCUGGCCCGUUUCAAACUAGGGAGUGCUACUUCUGAGUUAUGUGCAGGUGAGGGGACAAUGUAUUCGUGUAAAUAUGAGGAUUGCCAGAUGGAUUAUGGGGAGUUUGAACCUUGAAUGUCACCGCAAGUAUGUCAAAACAAUAAUGAAUGGUUGCUCGUAUAAUUUAUCUAUUAAUCAGUCCCCAGUCAAUAAACAUUAAAUUCCAUGUACCACUCACGCUUUCCAAAACUGAUCACCAAGACACUGUAUAACCUCCCAAAAAAUUAAGUACAUGUACACAGAUGGUUAAAUAGCAGCUGACGUUAUAUCAACAUUAUAAUCCCUCAAGUGGGAGGGGGGGUGGCAAUAG
Blastomyces dermatitidis ER-3 is the source of this 3355-nucleotide messenger RNA. RefSeq lists its product as uncharacterized. The coding region runs from base 1855 to 3120 and encodes 421 amino acids. The transcript has 3 exons. NCBI's taxonomy places the organism in Eukaryota, Fungi, Ascomycota, Eurotiomycetes, Onygenales, Ajellomycetaceae. The record is from RefSeq and is a predicted model, not a curated record.